Cucurbita moschata (crookneck pumpkin) is the source of this 681-nucleotide messenger RNA. RefSeq lists its product as uncharacterized. The transcript has a single exon. The coding region runs from base 1 to 681 and encodes 226 amino acids. The record is from RefSeq and is a predicted model, not a curated record. NCBI's taxonomy places the organism in Eukaryota, Viridiplantae, Streptophyta, Magnoliopsida, Cucurbitales, Cucurbitaceae.
AUGCCAAUUUAUGUGAAAUUCUUGAAGGAUGUGCUCACCAAUAGAAGAAAGUUUGAAGAAUUCAAGGUGGUACCAUUGAAUGAAGACUGCAGUGCAAUAUUGAAAAACAAGAUCCCACUAAAGGAGAAAGAUUUCGGUUCAUUCAUAAUUCUCAUAUCAAUAGGAGGGAAGAAGCUAGGUAGAGCAUUAUGUGAUUUGGGAUCAAGCAUUAAUCUAAUGCCACUGUUUAUUUACAAAAAGUUAGGUAUUGGUGAAGCUAGACCAACUACAGUCACUAUUCAACUAGCAGAUCGAUCUUUAACUCAUCCAGAAGGAAACAUCGAAGAUAUCCUAAUUCAAGUGGACAAGUUCAUUUUUCUAGCAGAUUUUAUCAUUUUGGAUUAUGAACUGGACCAUGAUGUACCAAUUAUCUUGGGGAGAUCAUUUUUGAAAACCAGAAGAAUAUUGGUAGAUGUCCACAAGGGAACUAUAAUGCUGAGAAUGAAUGAUCAACAAAUAGAAUUUCAUAUGAAUGACAACAUGAAAUAUCCAGCAGUAGUAGAGGAAUGCUCAACAAUUUAUAAAUUGACAGAGAAUCAACCAACUGAUAGCUGGAAACAGCAACAAGAAGAAGACAGCAGCUGGAAUAAUUGCACUACACAACAAGUAGAAUCAGAGAAAAUUGUAAGAGUUUUUGAAUGA